AUGGUGACCCUUGACCCCUGCUCCAGUGCCACGUGGCCUGGCCCGGUGCUGGUGCCGGUGCCGGUGCCGGUGCUGACGCUGGUCCCGGUACAGGCCCGGUGCCGGUGCUAUGGCAGUGUCCCGGUACCGGUGCUGACGCUGUUCCCGGCGCCGCGCUCGGCCCGCCGGGAGGUGGCGCUGCAGCUGCAGGUGGUGGAGGCCGCGCGCCGCCUGGCGGCCGCCCCGGGACUAGCACCGGAGCAGAGGCGGAGGCGGCAGCGGCUGCAGGCGGAGGCGGCGCAGAGACUGCGGCAGCUGCGGGCGCAGCUGGGAGCCGGGAACGAUGAGAACGGGUCCCUCUGUGAUCUGCCUGUGCUGGAGAAUGGAGCUCUGCCCACCCCAAAGCCCACCCCAGUGCCCCCCCCCCUGGCCGCCCCUCACCCCCCCGGCAGUCCCGGCAGCCCCGAGCACCGGCCCCCCUGGGCCCCCGACGGGCGCCGCAGCUCCCUCGCCAGCCCCGCCAGCCCGGCACGGACCCUGCCCCGCAGCGCAUCCAGCUUCGAGGGCCGCAGUGUCCCAGCUACCCCGGUGCUGGCGCGGAGCCCCUGUGCCCGUGGGCACCCACUGUGCCGCCCUGAGGCUCAGGGGCUGCCUGCCCGUCCCUGGUCUGGCAGCCAGGACUCCCAGCUGGGGGGGCCCCCAGCGCCCCCCCCCCCCCCAUCCCAUGCGCCCCGCACCCGCCGCAGCAACAGCUCCGAGGCUCUGAUCGACUGGGGGGACCCACAGCCCCCUGGCACCCUGGUGUGA
Melopsittacus undulatus (budgerigar) is the source of this 786-nucleotide messenger RNA. It is a transcript of the gene CCDC120, whose product is annotated as coiled-coil domain containing 120. Lineage: Eukaryota; Metazoa; Chordata; Aves; Psittaciformes; Psittaculidae. The record is from RefSeq and is a predicted model, not a curated record.